Pochonia chlamydosporia 170 is the source of this 1281-nucleotide messenger RNA. Its product is annotated as protein kinase. Gene Ontology annotation, molecular function: ATP binding; protein kinase activity. The coding region runs from base 1 to 1281 and encodes 426 amino acids. Gene Ontology annotation, biological process: spliceosomal complex assembly; protein phosphorylation; regulation of mRNA processing. Lineage: Eukaryota; Fungi; Ascomycota; Sordariomycetes; Hypocreales; Clavicipitaceae. The transcript has 6 exons. The record is from RefSeq and is a predicted model, not a curated record.
AUGAUAAAUCUGGUAAAAGCAGCCUUGGCAAACACUCGCCUUCGACUUUCGAAACUCCUUGUGCCAAUCUCGCAGCUGCCGUCGUCGUGGCCUGGUAGCCCUCCUCAUUUCACAGAAGAACCAAACUAUUACACUCGUGGAGGUUUUCACCCUAUUUCGCUUGGUGAUACCUUUAAUUCCGAGCGAUACACUAUCCUGAGAAAAUUGGGCUACGGUCAAUACUCUACCGUUUGGCUUGCCAGAGAUUCCAAAUGCCAACGAUAUGUCGCGCUAAAAAUGCUGAGGGCAGAUUGCUACGGCGGCUCUCAUGAUAUUUUUGAGCGGGAAAUUCUCUCAAGGAUCUUGGAAGUGUCUAGGAGUAGUUUUCAUGAAGGUCGCAAUUACGUAUCGCAUCCCCUUGGACAGUUCAAUCAUAGUGGGCCAAAUGGAGAACACGUUUGCCUUGUUUUUGAUGUACUAGGGCAUCACCUCGGUUUCCAGGCCGCCAAGCAUGAGGACGGAAAGUUACCCAUAAAGGCAGUGAAGCAAAUUACGAGGCAACUUCUCCUGGGGCUGGACUUUCUUCACAGAGAGUGCGGAAUCAUUCAUACAGAUCUUAAGCCAACGAACAUACUCUUGGAAUUAAAAUCCCCCAACGACACUAUUUCCAAGUAUCUCGACUCCAUCUCGCCACGGACAACAGAUCGCCAAAAUGGAGUCGCAGUCCCGCUUCGAGAAGCCAUCACAACACCCCUUCUCUCCGAAAUGGCGUCGCCUCACGUCAGGAUUAUUGAUUUUGGCGUUGCUUCUUGGAGAGAGAACCAUCUGUCGGAUUCAAUACAGUCGCCCGCGCUGAGAGCGCCGGAAGUAACUCUCGGCGCUCAUUGGGAUACUGGCGUCGAUAUAUGGAGCCUCGGAUGCCUUGUUGUGGAGUUCGUUCAAGGUAUCGUGCUCUUCUCUGGCAAAGCGUCAGAAAGGGGGACGUGGACCGCCGAAGAUGACCAUUUAGCCAGAAUUGCUGAAGUCCUCGGCCCGGUUCCAUCUAGUCUGCUUAAUAGGGGGCGUCUCUCAUCAAAGUUUUUCGACGAGCAAGGAAAGCUUAUUCGAAUUAGCGAUUUAAACCCAACGAGUCUUGAGCGCUUGCUUAACGGCAAAGUGAAGCCGUUCCUGAAACCCCGUGAUAUGCCAGAAGCUGAAAUUACUACCUUUAUCGAUUUCAUCAAGGGCAUGCUGGAAAUCGACCCGAUGUCGCGAAAGUCUGCAGCAGAACUGUUACAACACGAGUGGAUUCGCUUGUCAUAG